GCAGCCAUGUGAGUUCUCCCGCAGCCGCAGCCGCCGCCGCAGCAGCUUGGUGAGCAUGUCCACCGCUAUGGCAACUCGUAAGCGGGCAAAGCCGGCCCCCGGGUCCGGGGCCGAUGCGGUGGCCGGCAAGCGGCGGCGAAAGGUCGACUCUGCUCGGGACAGAGGCAAAUCCAAGGGUGGUGGCAAGAUGAAUGAAGAAAUUUCCAGCGAUUCUGAGAGCGAGAGCUUGGCUCCAAGGAAAACAGAGGAAGAGGAGGAGGAGGAGCUAGAGGAGACUGCACAGGAGAAGAAGCUACGCUUGGCCAAACUCUACCUUGAACAGCUCAGGCAGCAAGAGGAGGAGAAGGCCGAAGCUCGUGAAUUUGAGGAGGAUCAGGUGGCAGGACGCUUGAAGGAGGACGUGCUCGAGCAGAGAGGCAGGUUACAGAAGUCGGUGGCAAAGGAGAUCCAGGCCCCAGCUCCCACCGACAUUCGAGUUUUACGUGGCCACCAGCUCCCGAUCACAUGCUUGGUUGUCACUCCCGACGACCUGGCCAUCUUCUCCGCCGCCAAAGACUGCACCAUCAUUAAGUGGAGUGUAGAGAGUGGACGGAAGCUGCAUGUGAUUCCUCGAGCCAAGAAGGGGACCCCGGGGCAGCCUUCAGGCCACAGCAGCCACAUCCUCUGCAUGGCCAUCUCCUCUGAUGGCAAGUACCUUGCCUCUGGUGACCGUAGCAAGCUCAUUCUAAUUUGGGAGGCCCAGAGCUGCAAGCACCUGUACACCUUCACAGGCCACCGGGAUGCAGUAUCGGGACUGGCCUUCCGAAGAGGUACCCACCAGCUCUACAGCACUUCCCACGACCGCUCUGUGAAGGUGUGGAAUGUAGCGGAUAACUCAUACGUGGAGACUCUCUUCGGGCACCAGGAUGCCGUGGCGGCAUUGGAUGCCCUGAGCCGAGAGUGCUGUGUGACAGCUGGGGGCCGGGAUGGGACUGUGCGUGUGUGGAAGAUCCCAGAGGAAUCCCAGCUUGUCUUCUAUGGCCACCAGGGUUCCAUUGACUGCAUCCAUCUAAUCAACGAGGAGCACAUGGUGUCCGGUGCGGACGAUGGCUCCGUGGCUGUGUGGGGUCUCUCCAAGAAACGGCCACUCGCCCUCCAGCGUGAGGCUCAUGGGCUGCACGGGGAGCCAGGCCUGGAGCAGCCCUUCUGGGUCUCGUCGGUGGCAGCCCUACUCAACACAGACCUUGUGGCCACAGGCUCCCACAAUGCCUGCGUGCGGCUUUGGCAGUGUGGAGAGGGCUUUCGUCAGCUCGACCCUCUUUUCGACAUCCCCCUGGUUGGUUUUAUCAACAGCCUCAAGUUCUCCAGUGCCGGGGAUUUCCUGGUGGCUGGAGUGGGACAGGAGCACAGGCUUGGCCGAUGGUGGAGGAUCAGAGAGGCUCGGAACUCAGUCUGCAUCAUCCCACUGCGCAGACUCCCUGCGCCCCCUGUGGCUGGCUCCUGACACUCAUCCUUAUUUAAGUGCUUUCCAGGCCCUGCCCCCCUUUUGUAUUAAAGCCUAUUUUAGA
This is a messenger RNA of Phodopus roborovskii (desert hamster), 1547 nucleotides long. RefSeq names its product ribosomal RNA processing 9, U3 small nucleolar RNA binding protein (gene Rrp9). Lineage: Eukaryota; Metazoa; Chordata; Mammalia; Rodentia; Cricetidae. The transcript is spliced from 15 exons. Gene Ontology annotation, cellular component: small-subunit processome. Gene Ontology annotation, molecular function: protein binding; snoRNA binding. The record is from RefSeq and is a predicted model, not a curated record. Bases 56 to 1483 code for a protein of 475 amino acids.